AUGACGUCAUUAAGAGAAAAAAAAAACGAUGAAAAAAAACAUCGGCGAGAUGAUGGAAUUGAAAUCGUUGAGAUAAUAAAAAAUUAUCCGAGUAAAGGUAAAUGGAUAUCUCCGAUGGAUGCCAACAAGAGGAAAAGAUUGAAAGAAGAAGAAGAAAAUGGUUUUUACAAGAACCAUAAUCCGGAAGAACCGUUUACGUCGUACGAAUUCGGUAGAUCGUCAUCCGUUAUAAGUCUGGAUUACGGUUUGGUGUCGCCGAGUAGAAAAAAAAAUUGGUUUUCGCCUCCUCAACGAAUAGAAAGAGCUCUGAACAGGGAGUGGUCGCCGGGCCGUGUCAUAGACCGGCCAAACCCAGAAAACUCUCCAGGAAACUGGAUAUCGAUAAAGGAAUCUUGCCAACAACAAUCACCACCAAUGGCCGCCGGCUGUUUUACUCUACGCACGGAGCCAAAAACGAUUUCGUAA
Pediculus humanus corporis (human body louse) is the source of this 465-nucleotide messenger RNA. RefSeq lists its product as uncharacterized. The record is from RefSeq and is a predicted model, not a curated record. The transcript is spliced from 2 exons. Bases 1 to 465 code for a protein of 154 amino acids. Lineage: Eukaryota; Metazoa; Arthropoda; Insecta; Psocodea; Pediculidae.